AACCUUCGCAUAUUUCCUCGACAUCUUCCAUUUCCCUCUAAUUCCGAUCAAUCCAAAGACUAUACAAUUUUCCAUCAAUUUCACGCCGAAUUCAUUUCUCAAUUCCGGCGAGCUUCAUCCACGGCACCGUCCAGCUCCGAGCAACCGUCUCUGCUUACUCGUAUCUCUAUGCAAUGGUGGUCUGCAAAUGCCGGAAGGCAACGAAGUUGUACUGUUUUGUGCACAAGGUUCCUGUUUGUGGAGAAUGCAUCUGCUCUCUAGAGCACCAGAUAUGUGUGCUGAUGUAUAUGCAUUAAUUAAGCUACUGGAACUUUGAAAAUAGUCUACAAAGACUGACAUUAACUUAUUUAAGGAAAUGAACAAAGAAAGAAAUGUAAAAAUAAAUCUGUGGAGGUAUUAUUAGAGACUCAUAGGAAAGGUCUCAUCACGACUAGGAUUGAGCUUGAGGUUGUGUGUUACAGUACUAUAAAAUAUUAUUCAGAUUAUCCAGUGAUUCUUGGUUGUUGUAUACAUUCUGCCAGUUAUGUUGCAGGAUUUGUUGGCUGAGGCAAGAGUAUAAUGAAGCAUUUGUCUACAAUUCGCAUAUGUACAUUUGUUAAUUCAACGUAAAUUUCGUAUUGACUUGAAUGUUUCCAGUUCGAAACAUAAUGCAGACAGCUGGGGUAUAUGCAGUAUUUUUCUUAUCCCUUCUUUGCAGAUACGUACUUACUCAGAAUGGGUAAUAGAUGGAGACUAUGACUGGCCUCCCAAGUGUUGCAAGUGCCAAGAAGUGCUUGAAGAGGGGGCUGGCUUUGAAACCACUCGAUUGGGUUGCUUACAUGUUUUACACACAAAUUGCCUGGUUUCGCAUGUCAAAAGCUUUCCACCUCACACUGCACCUGCUGGAUAUGUCUGUCCUUCAUGUUCUGCUCCUAUAUGGCCUCCUAAGACUGUCAAAGAUUCAGGUUCUCGUUUUCAUUCACAUCUGAAGGAAGCUAUUUUGAAGACUGGCAUGGAAAAGAAUUUGUUUGGAAACCAUCCCGUUUCUUUGCCCUCAAAAGAGUCCUGUGGUCCUCCGCAUGCCUUCACCUCAGAUCCUCUAAUAAAUGUAUCCUCUAAUGGAGGCUUGGAGUAUAGUUCAAAUUCACAGCCCUCUGUGGCUAAAGAUGGCAAGAAUGUUACUGAAGUAGACUCUGCCUCAGUUGUGGUGCCUUCUAAACUUACAGUGUCAGAGAUAAUAGAAGUAGACAGUCCUAGUUCAGCAGGGAAUUACCCAAAAAACUCAAGCCCAGCUGGUCCCGUUCCUACGACACGAAAAAGUACAGCCUAUGUUGAGCGGCAAAACUCCAAAAUAUUAUAUCAUGCAGAUGAUGAAGAUGGGAAUCGUAAGAAGUAUAGCAGAAGAGGCCCACUCCGUCAUAAGUUUCUGAGAGCAUUGCUUCCAUUCUGGUCAAAUGCAUUACCAACCUUACCAGUGACUGCACCUCCUCGUAAGGAUGCAUCAAAUGCAGAUGAUGUCUCAGAGGCUCGAUUGCGGCAUCAAAGAUCAACACGGAUGGAUCCAAGCAAAAUUCUUCUCAUCAUAGCACUCAUGGCAUGCAUGGCAACCAUGAGCAUUCUAUAUUACAAAAUUGCGCAACGGGCUCCUGGUGAAGAACUGCCUCAUGAUGAGCAGCAGUAAUUCUUAGAGUUUGACAUGGUGAUAUUGGAAUAGGUGAUGUUACAUUGCUUGCUUCCAAAAAGUCAUGCCGGGUCAUUCUGAGGCAAAACCUUUUUCUUUUUUGUGAAAACCACAAGAUGAUUGCAGAAAAUCUCUCUUCCUUCGCUCCCAUUUUUCUCUCCCUCAUACUUUUCAAAACUUGGAUAUAAGAAAAUAUCAGUUCGGCUGAGCUGAUGCCGAAUGUUGUACGCCAUUUUCUUGGAAAUGGUUCUCCUUGCCAUUCAUUUUUCCCCCUGUUAUCCUUUGAUGUUAAAUAUUGGGAACUUUAAGAAAAAAUUAUUUGCUGUAACUGUGAUACUUUGUAAUUACUAAUUAUCUGUUACGUUUAUAAAUUUGAUUAAGCCGCUGUAAGUAAUAAUAAAAAUUCUGACUUUCA
Messenger RNA from Rubroshorea leprosula, 2075 nucleotides. The record is from the annotation of a GenBank genome assembly. NCBI's taxonomy places the organism in Eukaryota, Viridiplantae, Streptophyta, Magnoliopsida, Malvales, Dipterocarpaceae.